Fusarium graminearum PH-1 is the source of this 1872-nucleotide messenger RNA. RefSeq lists its product as uncharacterized. Gene Ontology annotation, cellular component: nucleus. Lineage: Eukaryota; Fungi; Ascomycota; Sordariomycetes; Hypocreales; Nectriaceae. The record is from RefSeq and is a predicted model, not a curated record. The coding region runs from base 1 to 1872 and encodes 623 amino acids. Gene Ontology annotation, molecular function: sequence-specific DNA binding; zinc ion binding. Gene Ontology annotation, biological process: positive regulation of transcription by RNA polymerase II; DNA-templated transcription. The transcript is spliced from 5 exons.
AUGACUUCCAACGAUGACAGUCCUCGCGAUUCGGAGCUUGACAGUAGGGACGAUGUCGGCUCGUCUAACCUUACGCCUUUGAGCACGACGGAAAAGCGACAGAGAAAGACAAAGUCGACCGCGUACAUCGAUGAUCUCGUUGCCGAGAAUAAACGUCUUCGUGAUCAAAAUGCAGACCCCAAAUCUCCUCCAGAGUCCACUAUCCCAGACGUGCCCAUACCGUCUACCAACCAAAUAGAAGCACCUUCCACAUUGCAGGGAACUUUACUGGAAGAACGGCCUUGGUUCUUUGACAUGAAUGUCCUCCAUACCCCUGUCCUCAUCGGUGAAGCUUCCGAUGCUGCCUUUGCCACUCGCUUUAGGCAAGCCAUAUCGGAGCCGGGACAUAGUCACAUACCCAGAGUUAACUACGCACCUGAUGAGACGCUUCUUGCUCUUUCAGAUGAAGAUUGUCCCUGGCCUAUUCCGUCUCGGGCACGACUUCUCGUCAAUGUUGCGUUGAAGUAUGUUAGCAGGGGCUACUAUAUCGUGCGUAAGAGUCAGAUAUUAGAAGGCCUUGAGCAGACGAUUCUAAACCCACACUCCACGGAUUCGUUACUCAAGACGGCAAAAGACAAGAACUUCCCUGGUAUGGCAUACUUUGCCCGGGCUACAAGGAUACUCCGGAUCAUCAGUGAAAGGCCACGCAUUGAUGCUGUCGAAAUCCGUCUACUUCUUUCAUUCUACUCGCUAGCUCUGAAUCGUCGAUACACAGCCUAUGCACUAGCAGGCUCAUCAGUUCGACUCAGUGUAGUCAUGGGCCUGAAUCUGAACGUGCCAGAAUCACAGCUCCGCGAUGCUGGCGCUCGAGAGCACAGGAAUCGCGUGUGGUGGACGGCCUAUAGCUUUGAUCGCAUGUGGGCAUCGAGACUGGGCCAUCCUGUAGCGAUACGUGAAGACGAGAUACAAGUUGACUUGCCCACCGAUCCAGUCCUUGAGACACCUUCGGACGAUUUUACAGACUCGUCGUACGUCAUCGCCAGUAUACGGCUUGCAGGUCUGGCUGCAAAAGUCAUCAAUUCGAUCUACACGAGGAGGCCGCAGCAGAAGACGCUUUCGCAAAGGGUUCAAGAGGCGUUGAAAGAUUUGAGAGCGUUUGUGGAAGAAUUACCUGCUCAUCUGCACAUUGAGCCAACUGAUGCCCCCGAACCAAGCCCCAAGCCUCUGUCACUGCACUUAUACUUCAACCAAGUUGCCAUCACGGCUACUCGACCUAUUCUUCUCCAUGUUCUUCGAACCCACGUUGCAGCAUGGGACACGCAACCACGUACUGAACCUCAAAUUCCCGUCUCAGCAAUGACCUUAUCGGAAGCCUGCGUCCGCUGCGCACGACACUCAUGCCGACUGCUGAUCGAAUGCUGGAUCGACGGCUCUUUUGCAACAUUUGACUACUUCUACACGCAAUAUCUCUUUGCGGCAGCCACAGUCCUCGCCAUAUCGAGCCUCAUCGACGGCAAAGAAUCGCGCAGCGACAAGGAGCAAUUCGAGUCAGCUGCGCAGUUCCUAGCCCAACUGAAAGAAAACGGGAACUUUGCAGCGGAGGAAUUUUGUAGGCAUGUUGACGCUAUGAAGGUAUGCAUGGCGACGCGACGAGGACAGUUUGCGCCAGACGCUGUGAUGCAGCAAUUUGAAGGCAUCGAUGUCGGAGGGUUUCCCAACCCGACAGCUGGGAUGGCGCUGUCAGAGCCUUCAUUGCAGGAGCUCUUAUCGCAGCCAGUGCUGGAUUUGCAGUUUAUCGAUGCGUCGAUGUAUCAUGAUGGAGCGCAAGGACUGUAUUGGCCUGAUAUAAGUCCUGAGAGUUGGCCUGCUACUGGCUGGACGCCGGGCGGAUGA